Molecule: messenger RNA, 656 nt
Organism: Nanorana parkeri
Lineage: Eukaryota; Metazoa; Chordata; Amphibia; Anura; Dicroglossidae
Gene: PPP1R11
Product: protein phosphatase 1 regulatory inhibitor subunit 11
Exons: 3
Coding region: 98-460 (120 amino acids)
Cellular component (GO): nucleus
Molecular function (GO): protein phosphatase 1 binding; protein serine/threonine phosphatase inhibitor activity
Source: RefSeq, a predicted model, not a curated record
GAAGUGACAGUUUGGACGCUCUGUCCACACAGGCGGUGAGUGCGGACGGGUUCCUGGGUGUCGUGGUGUGGCCGGGGGGAGCGCAGCGUCACGUGACAUGGCCGAAUCCUCCGCGACGGCGGUGGCGGGAGGAGCCGCGUCCAGCACGGUAACCACUGAGUGUGAGGCCCGGCCGGAGCCGCGCUCACUGACACUGAAGCUAAGGAAGAGGAAGCCGGACAAGAAAGUGGAGUGGACGUGCGACACGGUGGACAACGAGCACCUGGGCAGGCGCUCUUCCAAAUGCUGUUGCGUCUACGAGAAGCCGAGAGCUUUUGGGGAAAGCUCCACCGAGAGCGAAGAUGACGACGAGGGCUGCAACAGCUCCCACUGCAUCCAGGGCCACAAGAAGAAGACACCUGGGUCAGGAGGGGGCCCGCCACCGCCAAGCCACAAGAACCCGGGCGCCAUGCAGCACUGAGAACGGCGGGAGAGAGUGACGGCGUGCAUCUGAAACGCACAGAAACAUCGCUGUAUUACCCAAGCUGCCGACUCCUGUCUCUUCCGGAGCGCGAGAGUCACAGCAGCAAGUUGCCGGUUUAGUGUUUUGUAUGGGGCCACCAUUGAGGAAAACUAUGACAAUGACACCAGGGAGGGGGAAGGUAGCGUGUUCGACC